Molecule: messenger RNA, 2707 nt
Organism: Nematolebias whitei (Rio pearlfish)
Lineage: Eukaryota; Metazoa; Chordata; Actinopteri; Cyprinodontiformes; Rivulidae
Gene: csf3r
Product: colony stimulating factor 3 receptor (granulocyte)
Exons: 16
Coding region: 1-2568 (855 amino acids)
Biological process (GO): cytokine-mediated signaling pathway; positive regulation of cell population proliferation
Cellular component (GO): external side of plasma membrane; signaling receptor complex
Molecular function (GO): interleukin-11 receptor activity; interleukin-11 binding
Source: RefSeq, a predicted model, not a curated record
AUGCUUUGUGAGCAGAAAAAGAGAUUUUUCUUGAAUUUUAAAUGUCUAUCAGGUUUAAUCAUGAUAUCCACGUGGAUACCAGUGAUGGCCAUACUGGUGGCGUCUGUGAACGGAGGAAGGAGCGAUAAUGACACAGAACCGUGUGCAACGAUCCGCAUUUGGAGCACAGUGGUGCAUCUGGGCUCACCUGUCUCUGCCACCUGUGUCAUCAGAAAGAACUGCCCUCUGGUCGUUGGACAGGCUGUUCAAAUUGAGUGGCGUCUUGGAUCUCGCUCUGUUCCCGGCAGCCCUGUGGCGAAUGAGAGCGACUGGGUUUCCAGAGUUGUUUUAUCCAGCUUCAAUCACACCAAGGCGGUCCUCACCUGCGGCAUCAAGGCCACCUCUCAGAUUGUAGCCGGAAAGGAGAUCCAAGCAGGAUAUCCACCAGAAGCACCACAGAACCUCAGCUGUCAGACAAACCUGACCAGCCCAAACACACUGACGUGUCGAUGGGACCCAGGACUGCAGGAGACCCACCUCCGCACCAACUACACCCUCCACACCGAGAUAUGGGGCGCAAACAUGAGCUAUACGUAUAAACUCCCACCAGGAGUCCAUCAUUACAUCAUCCCUCGCUCUGACUUUCUACUGUUCUCUGAUAUGUCGAUAUAUGUGAAGGCUGAGAACGACCUCGGAGACGCAACUUCAGAACCCGUCACUUUGGAACCAGUCAGUGCAGCCAAGUUUGACCCACCUGAAAUUGAGAGGAUUGAAGUGAAGAGCAGGAGGUUUGGAUGCCUGAAGCUGAGGUGGAAGUUCUCCAGGCACCAGGAGUGGAUGUGUUACAAAGGGUUAAACCUGGAAGUUCGAUUCAGGGUGGCUGGCAGCAACCAAUGGAGUGACCCACCAAUCCUUGUGGACUGGGUUAGACCAUCCAGAGCUGUGGAACAAUGUUGUCUCCUUCAUGGGACCGAGUACUCAACCCAGAUCAGAGUCCGAUACCUGCAGAGCCCCUGGAGUGAGUGGAGCGGCAGCAAAUCUGCUGUCACCUUGGAGACGGCUCCUGCUGGACGUCUAAACACGUGGAUGAAAGUUUCAAUGAAUCAUACGUCCAAACAACUCGACAUACAGUUGUUCUGGAAGCCAUCAAAACAAUUCCUCGCCAACAGCCAAAAUGUGUGGUAUGUAGUUUCAGUACAGAAACAAGAUGCUGGAAGAAGGAAACUGUGCCACACAAGCGCACAUUACUGCACUUUCCAGCUUUCUGCAAGAGUAAAGAAGCUCUAUUUGAGUGCUGUGAAUGGAGCAGGGAAAUCCCCACUUAAUGAAAUUUGGAUUUACCCAAAUAAAGCCCAAAGCUCCGUACUAGAUGUUGCAGCUGUUCCUCAUGAUAACAGAUCCCUUUUGAUCCAAUGGUCAUCUGUGGUUCCUUCAAGCCUGAUUGGAUAUGUGCUGGAAUGGAAGCCUUUAUUAAAAACAGACCUCUCUCACAUCCAGUUUGAAAUUUUGGACCAAAAUCAAUCUAGCCUCGUGAUAACAGGCAGCUUGGAGCCCUACAAACCCUACAGGAUCUCGGUGUAUCCCAGGUUUAAGGAUGGGCUCGGUCCUCCUCAGACUGUUAAUGCCUACUUGAGACAAAAGGCUCCAUCUAUGGUUCCUAAAAUACAAAUUGGGAAGAUCUGGAGCUCACGGGUUGAGCUGACCUGGGAUGAAAUACCUUUAGAGGAAAGGAAUGGAAUGAUCAAGGACUACAAAAUCUUCUACUGGUAUGACAAAGGACCUGUAAAAGUUGUGGUUGCAGAUGCGGAAGAGAGGAAAGUGACCCUGGAAAAUCUCCGCAUGGAGUUCUUGUAUGAGGCUUUCAUGAUCGUCAGCACGUUUGGUGGGAGCCUGAACGGAUCAACAAUUCAUUUUAAAACUGAGCCCUUUGAUGUUGUAACUAUUGCGGUGAUUUUGAUUUCAUCUGCCGUUGGACUAACUCUGCUGAUAAUUACCACCUACAUGACUUGUUUCUCCAAAAAGAAAAGGCUGAAGGGACGCAUAUGGCCAGCUGUUCCAGAUCCAGCUAACAGCAGCAUUAAAAUAUGGACAUCAGAAUACACUCAGUUUAUUCAUGUUUCCUGGGACAAGGAAGAGCCAAAUCCAAUUUACUUGUCCCACCUCAGCUUCCUGGACUUGACCACCAAGCUGAGCCAAGAAAAGGAUGAAAACUGGUCGAGCAGCACGGAACACACCAGUGACCUUGGAGAGUCCGUUUGUGGUUCCCUGUUCAUCCCUGGAUACUCUGGUUCAAACAGUGAUUCUGUUCCUUAUGCGACUGUGUUGUUCUCCAGCCCGGGCAACAGCCCUCUCCCUAAGGAGCCUCAUGUCUACCUGCGCUCAGAAUCCACCCAGCCCCUUUUGGAAACAGAGGAAUCCUUCAGCCCAAAAUGCUACCAGAAUGUGUCAACUAAAGGGACGCCAAGCGAGCAGUGCUUUUUUGGGCCAUGUAAUGAUUGUGUACCAGAAAGAGAGGAAGAUCCAGACAUUGUUUGGGAUGACUUUCCUUUUCUUCGAGCUUUAGCUAUUACUGAUUCUGAAAACGACUGAAAAUAUUGCACUGAUUGGGACGAGGUGCUAUUUUUCUAUAACGAGAUUAAACUUGAUCCAACAUGCAAAUUGAACUUGAAAAAUUUAACAAAUUGAACAAAUCACUUUAUUGUAUAAUGAUUUUGAUGGUCAUGAUUAG